Messenger RNA from Papaver somniferum (opium poppy), 1033 nucleotides. RefSeq lists its product as uncharacterized. Lineage: Eukaryota; Viridiplantae; Streptophyta; Magnoliopsida; Ranunculales; Papaveraceae. The record is from RefSeq and is a predicted model, not a curated record. The transcript is spliced from 5 exons. The coding region runs from base 189 to 551 and encodes 120 amino acids.
CGGAGAUAGAAGAAGCUUUCCCAAUUCAUCAUCGAAAAAAGAUUUAACCUCUCUGUCGAUCUAAAAAACCCUCUCUCUGUCAAGAUUUCUUCUGUAGCUAAUGGGGCCUGUGGAACGGGCAUCUACCGCUCGCGAUUUUUCUCGAUUAUCUGUUUCUGCAAAUCCACCGCCAUCAUUGCUUGAAUGGGAUGAUGAAGAACCAAUCGAUUUUGAUGAUUUAUCAUUUGGUUCAAUAUCGUACACCUGCGGGGUCAGUGGAUGUCAAAUUUGAUGGUUCACUUGCUAACGUUCCACAUCAUGAGCACGUGCUUGUAUUUUAUGGAAACCAUUUCACUGUCAAUGGAGGCCCUGAACGGGAUAUGAAUCAUCCCAGUAACGCCAAAUUAUUGGAGAGCGUCAAGAACUACCAAAUUCCUGAAGAACUCGCGGCAGAUGGACUGCAUACGAUUCGGGUGAUAAAAACCUUUAAAUCUUUGAAUAACGUUAAGGUUGUCCGGGACGAACGUCUUGAUGAGCAUCAUAGGCUUAUGUCUAGCGGGAUGGGGAUGUGAGUUGUCUAUUGCUAGAGCAUGGACAAUACAAGAUGGCAUCCCAAUUAAAAUUCUUACUAAGAUGUUUUUUUUCUUUUGCUAAAGUGUCUGCGACAUUGUUGGCUGUUAUAGGUAUAAAAGAAAAACCCAGAAAAUUCCCUCAGAAUAGCUUGAUUCUGCCAGGAGAUUGUUACGGUCACCUUCCAUGCCGAAAAAGAAAGAUUAACUCCUUCGCCCACUGAGCCGCAUAGUACUUCUGCUUCUUCUGGGGAUUCUGUUGUAGCAGGCGCUGUUUUCCCUUGCUCAAAUUCACUUGUAUCAUCUCUCAGAAUUAAGGAAAAAAAAAGGGUUUAUUCUUUGAUGUCCGGCUGCGUCUGCGUUUAUUUUGUGAGUAGUUGUAUCCGGUAAUUUCCAAUGCUCUUUUGGUUGAGAUUGUGUUCCUGGACUAUGUCUCUGGAUUUCUAAUGCUAGUUGAGUGCAUGAUUUUUGUUUUCUUUGAAAAG